Molecule: messenger RNA, 6448 nt
Organism: Limulus polyphemus (Atlantic horseshoe crab)
Lineage: Eukaryota; Metazoa; Arthropoda; Merostomata; Xiphosura; Limulidae
Exons: 7
Coding region: 128-4999 (1623 amino acids)
Source: RefSeq, a predicted model, not a curated record
GACAGGAGAAUCUUCCAGAGCAUCAGCCAUCUUAUAUGUUGAUUUGACGAUAAUAAUUCGUAAGCCUAACGAGAAUUUGGUGUGAUUGAUUAUUUGUGAACUCAAAAAGUAAGUUUCGAAAUCAAAUAUGGUUGGGAGACAAAGUAGGUAUAGACGAGGGAGAGGAGGGAGAAGAAUAAGAGGAAGAGGAAGGGGAGGUAGUCAGAGGGGAAGGUAUGCUUUCCGUAACAGAAUUUUCACAAGGAAAGCUAAGUCACCUUCACCAUCAGAAGAUGUUUUUAUUAUUCUGUCAGAUAUAGAAAACAUGGACGAUGGCAGCGAGCAGGAAGAUACAAAAUUAUCAUUCAUUUAUACUGAUAAACAUUCUGAUGAAGAUGAACCGUAUGUUCUUGCUUCUAAAGGUGAAAAUAAAAAGAGUACUCAUACCAAAGAAGGAAAAAUUAUUAGUACAAAACCUUCUGACAGUAGCUCACAGUCAGUUUUAAGUGCAGCAGACACAGAACAUAUGAGUGUCAAAGCAGUAAUGACUAAAAGAUCAGGUGAAACAGCAAACACGACUAUGGAUAUAAAUACCUCUGAAUUGCAGCCAACAAGCAGUAAAUCGUCAUUACAGUCAGCAAUGCUUGCUGGAGAAAGUAAAUUAGAGGAAAAAGAUGAAAGCUGUAGUAAAAUAAUGAAAGAAAAAAACUCGGGUGAAGUACUUCAAAUGUCAAAUGAUAAAAAUACUGAUGAUACGAAAAAUAAAAAUAUAAUCAAUACUCCAGAUAAAGAUAUAAAUGCCAGUGGUCUUGAACAAAAUCUUGAUGAUUUGUGUAAACUUGAGUACAUUGAUUCAGAUGAAGAAUUUGUAGAACUAGAGGACAUGAGCUUAGUUGAAUUAAUAGGGGAAAAGUGGCAAGUAUUGGACUUUGACAAUAGCAUUGAAGACAUAUCUGAAAAAAUGGAGUUAUGGCCAAAACAGGAGCCAGUGAAGAAAGAAAUGUAUGAAAAGACCAAACUUGGUGGUUUAUUUUGUGGAUUUUCUCAUGUUGAACACAACUUGAGAAGGAAUAAGGCAGCUUUAGUUGGUCUAGAGUACAUUGUUGAAGUGUGGAAGAUACGGUGGAGAAAAUUCUGUUAUUUUGAGUGUGUACUAUGCAAUAGACUUUUAAACCAGAAAACAAUGAUUGAACACGUUACUAGCCGAGCUCAUAGGAUUUCAUAUCUGGUGAAACAUUUGCCGAACUAUGGAGAGAGAUUUCCUGUUGCAAAAACAAAGAAUUGGAAGCAGAAGUUUGUUAAAGCAUUAAAUGGUCUUUGUUUACAACUGGAAAAGUGUUUUGGAAGGCAGAAAAUGCAUAUAACAACUCUCCGUUACUUCCAAAAACACAAAAAUGAUAUUCGGAUGGUUAUUGAAGAAGGCCCACAUUAUUCAGAAAAUGAGAAAAUCUUAUUGCCAGAUGAUGUACUAUUAUAUAAAAGAUCAUGCUUAACAACAACUUCUGCAUUGUCUAGUAGUUUGCAUGAGUCAAAAUCUGCUGAGUCUACAAGACAUAAAAAAGAAAGGGAAGAUUUAGAUGACAUGAAAACAUCCCCAGAUUCUAAACCUACUAGUUCCACAGAAGAAUGGAAAAAUAUGUCAAAUUCUAAUAUUCAAGAAAUGAAUAAGAAAACUGAAUCAACUACCAAUUAUAUUGGUAUUAAAGAAGAAGAAGAACUAGAAACAAAAUCUAAUUCUGGAUUGAGAGGAUUAAAAGAAAAAAUCAUCUCAUCCAGUUUAGGUUCUUCGGGAGAUUCUGAAUCUCUAAAAACUGCAGAAGCUAAUGAAGGGGAAAAAAUAGGAACAAAAAUGAUCAAAUCUGAUGCUGAAAAUAGCAUUAAGACCAGAAAUAUCCAGAGGCUACCUGAAGUUGAAGUUAAAGAGGAAAAAAUCCAGUUGGGUAUUACAGAAAAUAAAAAAAUGGAUGAUGUAGCUUCUCAAAUUCAAGAAUGUGCCAAAAAAAUGCCAACAGUUAGCAAAGUUGACAAGCCAAGUGAAAAAGGUACACUAAAAGAUAAGAGGAAAGAACUGUCUACAUCUGACAAAAGCCAGGAAAAGGAAGAGAAAUAUAAAACUUCAGCUGAAAGUGGCAAAAGUAACAGAAAUGAUAAAAUGCAGACAAUCACGAAAGAUUCCAGUGGUGACACAAAUCGACAAGUAACCCAGAAAGUUUCUAGUGGUGAUAGAUACCAGUCCAAGCAAGACAAUAAGAAUGAUUCUCCAGGUGACUAUAAAUGGCCAAGUGAGAAAAAUAAGGUCAUUUCUCAAAUUGACAAAGAACAGUCAAAGGGAGUUUCUUUAAGUGAUAAAGACCAACAGAAAGAGAAGACCAACACUGCUUCUCAAAAUGAUAUACAAUCUCUGAAAGAAAAAAACAAGAGUGUUAUUCAAAGUGAUAAAAACCAGCAAGGUAAAAAGAGGGGGAGUAACUCUCAAAGUGAUAAAGAACCAGAAAAUAAAAAGAUGAAGAAUGAAACUCAAUAUAAUAGAAAUCAGAAGGUAGAUAAGAGCACAGGUGCUUUGUAUGUUGGGAAGAACCAAAAAUAUAUUUCUUCACAAAGUAAUCAAGACCAACAUAAAGAAGAAAAAAGAAAUCUUCUAAGUAAAAAAGAGAUGCAUAAAGAAACCCAAAACAGAGAUGGUUGUAUGACUAAAAGAGAUGAAGAAAGAGAAAAGAUUAGAACAAAUUAUUUCAAGAAAGACAAAGAUGGGGACAGUGGGACUACUUCAAGAAGUGGUUUGGCUCAACCGAAUGAACAGAAAAAAAGUACAAGUUUAGCCAUAAGAAAUGAUCGAAUCAAAAUUGAAAAGAAUAGGGAUGAUCAAAAAUAUGUCGGUAAACACUUUGAAGAGGAUGGAAGGAAAAAGAAUAUCAAACCAAGGCAAAUGACAAGGAAUGAAAAUUACAAAAAUAAGCAGCAUGUUCCAAUGAAAAGAGAACACUCCCAUGAUUAUUUUGUGAUUAAGAGAAAAAGAAGCAGAAGUCCAACCAAACCUGGUGAAAGAAGUACAGGUUUCAGCAGAGACAGGCAACAGUCCACUUCUAAAAAUAGCAGUUAUUGGAUCUCUUCAGAUGACUUUAAGUCUAAAAGAAGUAGAUCUAGGACCCCUAGUGUUAACAAGAAUCACAGAACUGGUUCAAAGUGGAAUACAAACAUAAAAGAAUUGGAGACAUCUGCAGUUCCAGAAAUGAAGUCAAGCAGUCCUAAAUUUCCAGUUGGAGAGCAGUUUUGGGGUGAUUCAACAUUUUCCUAUUAUCAAGACAUUUUUAAUCAUCCAAAGAAUGAAAUCAAUUCUGACAGAUUUGGUGGAUCAAAACAAAUAUACACUGAUAACAAAUGUUUGGAAAGUGAUAAAGGGGAUUGGCGAAUACUACCAGGACGAGAAGAUUUGCAGAUAGAGCAGUCAGGAAAACAUUCAGAAGAAUGGCGGGAUGGAUAUGGUGUCAGACUUGUACAGGCAGAAGAAUUUUCAUCCAGUUCAUUGAUGAAGGAGAGCUUAGAAAAAGAUAACCCAGCUAUGAUGACAACUGAAGUUCGCAAAGAAAAGUGGAUAGAAUUUAUGAAAAAGAGAAAAGAACAUGGUCUUUUUCCAUAUUCCACUUCUGGCUUUCCCUUGCAGAUUGAUAACAUGGUGAAAUCAAGUCAGAGUGGAGUUCAGGCUUCAUCUAAGAUGCCAUCAAAUGAAGGUGAUAAUACGGGUUUCAUGAGUGGAGUUAACUACAUAUACAACAAAACGAAUACUGUAGCUCCUCAAAAUACUUUGAUGUGGCAAUUACCAUACCAAAAUCAACAAGAUUGUGGAAGAAAUAGACCAUCUGAAAUAGGUGAAACUGCAGUACCAGAAAAACUAAGAUCAUAUGAGUUACUGCCAAAUAGAAAUAAUUUUGGUCAUUCAAGUAAUUUAGGAACUUUUAAUACCAAUCUUUCUCAGAACAAUACUUGUAUCUCCUUAGGUUCAACUCUUCAAAAACAGUCCUCUUUCCCUCUAACAGCCCUAGAUUAUCAUUUGCCUCAAAAGCUUUUGGAUACUUCUCAACAGAAAAAUGUAUCUACUGAGGCAUCAGUGAAAGAUUUUAGUGAAGAAUACAGAGAGUCAAUUGCUGAGGAAGUUGCUUCUGUUUUGACAAAAUUAGGGGUGUCUGAUAUUUCUGAGGCAAGAUUGGCUAGUGUUCUUCAGCACUUAGGAUAUGUGCAUUGUAAUAACUCAGGCUCUAGUGAAAUAGUCCAUAGAGAAGACAGAUUAAGUGAAGACCAAACUUCUGUUUACAAUACCAUGUCCGGGUGGGAAGGAAAUACCUCUCAAAAUGCUUAUGGUACUUCACAUAUUAAUAAAGUUACAGAAGUAACCUCAAAUUUGAGUAUCCCCUUAUCAUAUGGAAAACCAGCAAUGUCUGAUGAAAAGUAUAAAACAUAUGUGAACUUGGGCUCUGGAUUAUUUUCCGAAGCAUCAAAGAUACCUACUGGUGCUACUAAAUUUCCAUUGCCAAAUAUUACUGUUCCAUCAUAUCGUACCAUUAAACCUUCUAGUUCUGAAAUACCUAAAUAUACAUCAAAAGAACAGUUGGUGUGUGUCCAGUCAAACUACCAAAUGGGACAGUCCAAGCAAAGGAAAGACAAAAAUAGCUGUGGGAAAGAUAUUCAAACAACAUAUGGCUGGAAUUUUCAAAAUACACCAAGUGGAAUGUCUAUCUCUUCACAGAAUUUACCAUCCACUCAGAUCACUUCAAGCCCCUGGAUUACUCCUGCACUUCAUUCUCAAAGCAUAAGCUCAAAUAUUACCACCCAAAAUAUACAAGUAUCCCAGAACACAAACCCAGUUCCAGUAAACACAUCGAAUUCAACAACAUCAACCUCUGUUCAACAGAUAACUCCGAUAUUUCCACCACCUUUUGAGAUAAUUAAGAACUUCCCACCACCAUUACCUUCAAAUGUUUUGUUUAGUGGUAAUAUUGGUGUUAAACCAUUUUUUCUUCCAUGAAGGGGAAGAAAAUGAAAUAGUGAAAUGUAUUGUGUUGUUUUUUUACUGAAAAAGAAAGCUUAGAGUUGUUUAAAGGAGAUAACGUAUGGUUUAGAUAUUUUGACAGGUAAUGAUUGCUUUAUUUCAUUCAGCUAUAAAAAUCUUGAUUCAAGCAUUUGAAAUCUAAUCCAAGUGUAUUUUUUUUGUAUCAUUGUAAAUUUGAAAGAGUAAUUAGAUUUAUUUACCAGCUAUCAAAUAUGAGAUGUAACCAAAAAUUAAGUUUUGACGAGGUAAUUUUAUAAGUUAAGAAGAACACAAAUCUUCUUUAGUUAUCCUUCUUUAUGUGCCCAUGCUGCUUGUUUUUGUGUAAGGAUUAGUUAACUCAGAAACUACGGAAAAACUCGUUUACUAUAAGAAUUCAAUAUAUAAAUUAAAUGGCAUUGCUUGUCAUGUACAUUCAUACUUUGUGUUCAGAAUUGAAUAAGGAUACUUGAUACCAACAUUCAUAUAGCAGAUAACAAACAUAUGAGCAAAACAAAACACGAACUAAAUAUCUUAACGCGAUGUUUAAAAUGUGUUCGUCAAAUUAAAUGUGAGCUUUAAAAAGUGUGCUAAAAAUUUUGUUUGUAAAAAUGUGAGUACCAUUAGGAAUGACUUCUAUAUAAUAGAUAUUUUGGCUGUAACAGUUGUUAGCCAUAUUGUUUGGUGGUUAAUUUAAUAUGGAACUGUAGGAGACUGUUUUGAUUAUUGAAUUACUUUUAUGUAUAGUUGUGCAUAAAUUUCAGUUGUUAAUGUUAGAGACCACUAUGGAUUUGAUGCUUUCGUCUAUUCUUAAUACAAGUAAUUUGUAUCACAUGUUGCAUCUGAGGUUCUCCAUAAAAUGUGGUGUUAAAGUAAUAUGUUUGUAAGAACAUGUCAGUUUGAUGCAUUGCUGAUUAUGUCUCUUUAUUUUGUAUUACUAGUGUAUACUGAAUAAAAAAAAAUCAGCUUUCAUUUUUAGACUUACAGUUAUACAUGUAUGUUUGGACGAUUAGAUAUUUCACCAAUUGCAUAUAAUUUGUAGGUAUUUUUUCCUCUCAUAUGUAACUUUUGAACUAUCUAAGAAAUUAAAUAGAUAAGUAUUGGUCUGUUUAAUGUUGUUUGUUUAAUUAAACAGGUUACUGUAACUGUUCAGAAGGUAUCAUUAGUCCUUGUAGAGCAAAUUCACAAUUCUGUACUCUUAAUUUGAAACAGUCAACACAAGCAGUGAUUUUAUAUUGUUACAUCAACAAAUAAAAUUUCAUAGAAACGUUAUAAGCUUGAAAUUAAUUAAUUUUUUUUUACUUCACAGUGUUUAGUUUAAGCAUGAAAAAUAAUUGCAUAUUUAAUUUUUUUGUUGGAGAGAGCUUUCAAAGAUUAAAGAUUCUCAUCAACAUUUGACAAUACCUAUUUUAUAAUUUCACCUACAUGUAACUACUAAAGAUUAAGCUG